Messenger RNA from Lithohypha guttulata, 2928 nucleotides. RefSeq names its product tethering complex subunit (gene PEP3). Gene Ontology annotation, biological process: endosome organization; organelle fusion; vacuole organization. The coding region runs from base 1 to 2928 and encodes 975 amino acids. The transcript has 2 exons. NCBI's taxonomy places the organism in Eukaryota, Fungi, Ascomycota, Eurotiomycetes, Chaetothyriales, Trichomeriaceae. Gene Ontology annotation, molecular function: protein-macromolecule adaptor activity. The record is from RefSeq and is a predicted model, not a curated record. Gene Ontology annotation, cellular component: endosome; HOPS complex.
AUGGCGCUCCGUGCUGAUAACGAUCUGCUGACAGCCCAGGCUGUUGACGGAAAUGAGUCUUCGCUACCCAUCUUCAAUGUCGAGCGAGUGCAGCUCAACUUCAACAUCGCUUCCAACUUCGUGGCUGGUCAGGUAGCGAACAAUGUACUUGUCCUAGCUCUAGCCACUAACCGCAUCCUCCGGAUCGACCUCGAGAACCCUUCUGACAUUGACGAUGUUGACCUUCCUCAGCCGUCCUCCAAGAUUGGUUUGAUACGGCGCAUGUUCCUGGACCCGACUGCCUCACACCUGAUCAUAUCUACCACCUUGGGCGAGAACUUUUACUUGCAUUCACAAGCCAAACAGCCCAAAGCACUAGGACGUCUCAAAGGAGUAUCGAUAGAGUGCAUAGCCUGGAAUAUAUCACAACCUACAGCUUCGACACGAGAAAUACUGAUUGGUGCCACGGAUGGUUCGAUCUGGGAGAUCUACGUCGAGCCUAGCACUGAAUUCUACAGACGUGAAGAGCGAUAUGGAACUCAGGUAUGGCGUUUACAAGAAGGACCUGUGACAGGAAUUUGGGCAGAUGCACUCAAGUCUGAUUCCAGAAGGGUCUUGAUCACCAGCCACAGCAAGAUUUACCACAUUACUGGGAAGGUCGCAUCUAAAGGAAGAGAAGGAUCGAGCAGCAUAUUUGCCGAGCUGUUCCAAAAGGAGGAGCCUGUCAUACAGUCUGCCCAAAGCCCUUCUACGAACGCGCCAUCAUCCCUGGCUAUAUCUCCGGAUCUACCUUCUACUGCAGUCCAGGACGAGAACUAUGCUAGACCGUUCGGCUGGCUGGGCUCGCAGGGUGUGCUUACUGGUGUCUUAGCCACAAAUCUCACAACCAACUCUCUAGGCAGCAAGAUGUUCAAGGACGCUAAAUUGCACCCGAGGUCGAUCUUUCCUGAGUCUUUGUCGGCAAGAGGUGGUAGAAAACUCAUCCAGGACCCUAUACAGUCCAUGACGUUGACACAAUGGCACGCAGUCGCCCUUGCUGAAGGUCGAAUUGUAGCCGUCAACAGGCUUACAGGUCAGAUCGUUUACGACCAAACUGUGCUCGAGCCAGGUCAGACUGUCGUUGGACUGGUCUCAGAUCAGAAGAAGAACACCUUCUGGCUAUUCACAUCCACCGAGAUCUUCGAGGUUGUAGCUACAGACGAAGAUAGAGAUGUGUGGAAGAUUAUGCUCCAGCAGCAGGACUAUGAUGCUGCACUCAGAUAUGCCAAGGGAGCCCUACAGAAAGACUCCGUUGCAAUGGCAUCUGGCGAUCACCUUUCAAGCAAAGGACAAUGGACCAAGGCAGCUUCAGUAUGGGGCAAGAGCAGCAAAGCUUUCGAAGAGGUCUGCUUGAAUCUGAUCGACUCUGGCCAGGACGAUGCACUUCGAAAGUACUUGGUGACGAAAUUGACAACGUACAAGAAGUCUUCUGUGAUGCAGAGGGUUAUGAUUUCUACCUGGCUGAUACAGAUCUUCAUGGCGAAGUUGAAUUCUCUCGACGAUAUGGUCGCGACCAAAGCAGAAUUGAUGGAGAAUACAGAUACUAAGGGCGCCAAAGAUGAACUGCAAAAGAUUCGGCAGGAGUUUCAGGACUUUGUGACCAAACAGAAGCAAGAUCUUGAUGCCAAGACAGUCUACGAGAUUAUCUCAUCGCACGAUAGGGAGGAAGAGCUCCUCUAUUUUGCCAACACGAUCACCGACUAUGAGUACGUCUUAACGUACUGGAUCCAGCGAGAACGUUGGACUGAAGCACUAUCUGUGCUCAACAAGCAGUCGAAUCCAGAGACAUUCUACAGAUAUAGCAACGUGUUAAUGACACACGCUCCUGUCGGUCUGGUCGAGAUCCUUACCAGAAGAAGCAAUGUUGAACCACACAAGAUGAUCCCAGCUCUGCUAAGUUACAACGAGAUUGCUCUUGCGAACAAUACACCUCUGAAAGACAACCAGGCAAUUCGUUACCUGAACUUCGUUGUCAACAACUACCCUGAAGCGCCAUCCUCGAUUCACAACACCCUGAUUUCGUUCCUUGCAACACUACCCAGCACUUCGGAAACAACACUUCUAUCCUAUCUCGAAUCCCAGCCGGCACCACCACUCUUCGAUGCAGACUUCGCGUUGCGUCUUUGCACUCAACACAACCGCAUCCAAUCGGCGAUUCAUAUCUACUCAGUGAUCCUAAAUCAACCCCUCGCCGCGGUAUCCCUAGCUCUCGAACACAAAGACAUCGACCUCGCCGCUCUAGUCGCCGACCGCGUCGACCCAACCCCAACAAACCGCCAACUCCGCAAACACCUCUGGCUCAUGAUCGCCGAGCAAAAGAUCCGUCAACCUGGCUCAAGCAUAAAAUCCGCCAUCGAAUUCCUCAAACGCAGCCCCAACAGCUCCGAGCUCCUCAAGAUAGAAGACCUGAUCCAAUUCUUCCCCGAUUUCGUCGUCAUCGACGACUUCAAAGAGGAGAUUUGUCAGGCACUAGAAGCAUACAGCCGCCACAUCGACAGUCUCAAGUCGGAAAUGGACCAGUCAGAGGCCACUGCGAAAUCCAUCCGUGACGAGAUUGAUACUCUGGACUCACGAUACGCGAUUGUCGAGCCCGGCGAGCGCUGCUGGAUAUGUACGCUACCUGUCCUGAGUCGACAAUUCUUCGUCUUCCCCUGUCAACACGCCUUUCACAGCGAUUGUCUGGGGAAGAGGGUGCUUGAGAAUUGUAGCCAGACGAAGAGGAAGAAUAUCAAGGAUUUGCAGGGAAAGGUUACUCAGGGGAUGGGCGUGGGUGUGCAGAGGCAGAAGUGGAUCAGGGAGUUGGAUGGGAUUGUGGGGGAGCAAUGUGUGCUUUGUGGGGAUUUGGGGAUCAAGGGUGUGGAUGAGCCGUUUGUCAGGGAGGGGGAGGGGAGGGGAGAGUGGGAUGUUUGA